This is a messenger RNA of Wickerhamiella sorbophila, 435 nucleotides long. Its product is annotated as rRNA-processing protein FYV7. The record is from RefSeq and is a predicted model, not a curated record. Bases 1 to 435 code for a protein of 144 amino acids. Lineage: Eukaryota; Fungi; Ascomycota; Dipodascomycetes; Dipodascales; Trichomonascaceae. The transcript is spliced from 2 exons.
AUGGCCGGAAACUUUGAGCGAAAAUCGAGGGAUAUCAAGCGUAGUUUGGUCCGCCGCGCCCGGAUGCGCAAAGCGUAUUUCAAAAUGGUGGAGAAAGAAGGCGGUGAUCCUGGUCCUAAACCUUGGUCCGAAUCUGGCAGAGAUGCUGAAGACACUGGGUCUGACAGCGAAGACGAGCGGGAGUAUCCAAGACCCAAGGACGACCGCGGGGACCGGACCCCUAGACCACAUCUAACAAAAAAACAACUGGCCAAGCAAAAACGACAGGAAGCCUACCAUAAACUCAAAGAGCUUGAAGAGGCACGCCUGAAGGCGGAGCAGAAGCGGCAGCGUAAGAAAGGAACUAUUCAGAAACGGACUUCUCGCGGCCAGCCCAAGCUAGGGUCCCGCAUGGGCCUGUUGCUGGAGAAGUUGAAGCGAGAACAAUCGGAUUAA